AUGAGCUUCCCCAUGGAGUCAAGCCUGACACAUCAAAGCAACCCACCUCAAUCAUGCGACAACACCAUCGAUUCGAAUCAAACUGUCAAUACUAGUUACAUGAGUAGUAACGAGUAUCAGAGUGUCAAUUGGCAACAGGCACAACAUCAUCAACAACAGCAGAAGCAACAGCAGCAGCAGCAGCAGCUCCACAAUGGUCCCUCGACACAACAAUAUUCAUUGCCUCAAAACGCCAUGCAAAGCUACCCCUAUCAAUCGGAAUAUACACCAAUGAAGCUUUGGAAUCAGUCAACCUAUUCCAACCAGAAUUGGCAAAAUAAGACAAACCCAUUUCAGCCAUUGGCAAGGGACCAAGACAAUGGUGAUGGCGAAUUUUUUGACUCCAAGACAAAUGACAAGAGAUCCACCACUCAAUACAAUACCAACAAGUACAUGAAAAACAGUAUGCUCAAUGCGCCAAGUUAUGUUCCGUAUGGAGCCAGAUACCCAGCUACACCAAACUCCACUAUAAACAAGGCAGCUAUUGAUGAUGAAAAUGGAACUGACUUGAAAGAGGAGGUGCAAAAGUUAAAGAAUGAGUUGAUUUUAAAGAAUCAAAUGAUUAAAAACUUGACCGACCAAAUUGGCAUCAUGAUCAAAAACAAGAAUUCCAAAGCAUACAAUGAAGUGAAGGAAGACGCAAGUGAUGCCCGUUCACCAGUGUUUAAAAUGCCGCAAAACCAUUACCAAUUGUUUCAGGACUUGUCGAAAACGUUGCAAGAAAAAUGUCAAGAAUUGGAUGACGUCAAUCAAAGAAUGGAAAUUGUUUUAGUUGCCAAUCACAUCAGCAACAAUACCGCUGUUGGAUACGAUGUGGAAGAAUUGAGUCACAAAUUGCUUUACAAGAUGAAUCAAUUGCAGACAGAAAAUGAUGAGUUGGUAAAGAUGGUGAGUUUGAGUAACAAGUCGAGUUUAUUAGUUGAAAUUGGGAUGUUGAAGCAACAGAUUGCUCAGAUAAAUGGUGAUGCACAAAAAGAUAAUAAGAUGGAGGAUGGUAAGUAG
Lodderomyces parapsilosis is the source of this 1041-nucleotide messenger RNA. RefSeq names its product Mum2p (gene MUM2). The transcript has a single exon. The record is from RefSeq and is a predicted model, not a curated record. The coding region runs from base 1 to 1041 and encodes 346 amino acids. Lineage: Eukaryota; Fungi; Ascomycota; Pichiomycetes; Serinales; Debaryomycetaceae.